This is a messenger RNA of Phragmites australis (common reed), 1513 nucleotides long. RefSeq names its product 5-amino-6-(5-phospho-D-ribitylamino)uracil phosphatase, chloroplastic-like. The record is from RefSeq and is a predicted model, not a curated record. Lineage: Eukaryota; Viridiplantae; Streptophyta; Magnoliopsida; Poales; Poaceae. The transcript is spliced from 2 exons. Bases 225 to 1253 code for a protein of 342 amino acids.
CGCAGGGGACAAGAGGUCAAGAGCACGGUGGCUGGCGCCUCCACAGUCCACACCCCAGUCCGCUCCUGUCGAUGCUCUCUCACCUCAGCUGCUCGCUCCUAGUCUAUUCAGGUGAAAUUUGGGUUAUCUCUGGUUCUCAUUGAUUAGUCACACAUGAACUGAACUGGCUUUUCCACGAAGAGUUUGAAAUUUCAGUACAAGUGUCAGAUAGGAUUUGGGGAGAAAUGAUCUCUUCUAUCAGCUUGUUUGGAAGCUCCCACGCUCACAAAUUUUACAGAAAAUGCUUGCCAAACAACCCACAUUUUGCACUGAGCAUGCAUUCAGUUACAAAGUCCUUGGGUAAAGCUAUGAGUAUGAAGAGGGCACGUUUGAAGCCACAUGCCACAGACAUCAGGAGGAACCCCCAGGCCCAUGAUCUUUACAAAUUGGUUUAUAGGCUUCCUGAAAACCUUAGCUGGCUGAUGCAACCAGAAAUUACUAAAAGACCGGCCUCAAAGAAGAAAAAACAGAAGGAAGAAAUGGUGACUGGUAACCAGCUUGGUGUGAUCUUGGAGUGGGAAGGAGUUGUUGUGGAAGAUGAUGAUACAGACUUGGAGCCCCGGGUUUGGUAUGUUCUAUCACUUGAAGAGGCAAAAUCUUUCCCUCCGGAUGCAGUGCUGAAGGAAAUUGAGGGAAUGAGAACUGAUCAGGCUAUAUCAGAAGUCUUAUGUUGGUCAGAAGAUCCAGAAGAAAUUCAAAGGUUGGCAGCGCGCAAGGAGGUAAUAUAUCAAACACUCCGAGGCGGAUACUACAAGCUGCGACCAGGUGUUCUUGAUUUCUUGAACACCCUUGUGGAUUUUGACAUUCCAAUAGCAAUUGCCGCUCCUCGCUCACGGAUGAGCCUUGAAGAAGGGAUCAAAAGUGUUGGUCUGCAAGGCUAUUUUGAUGCCAUAAUUGCAUUAGAGGAUUUCUGCCAUGGUAAACCUGAUGGUGAGAUGUUUGAGGUCGCAGCAGAGCAACUUGGUCUUGAGCCAGAUGUUUGUGUUGUGUUUGGUAACUCAAACUUGACAACGGAAUCUGCACAUACUGCUGGAAUGAGGUGCAUAGCGGUUGCGAGCCGACACCCUGCCUAUGAGCUCCAAGCAGCAAACCAUGUUGUGAGAUGGCUUGAUCAGCUCUCUAUUGUUGACUUGCAGAAACUUGCUAAUGGUGAGGUUAUUGGUCGCAGGGGCAGAGAAUCUGAUAUGGAUAUGGAGAUUGUGAUCGAGGAAUGAUGCUUCUGCAAACAUGACGUACCGAUAUAUUGUUGUACUUAUAACAAUGAAAUAACCCAAGUAACGCAUUACAUUUUGUAAACAGACCAAGCAGUGCAAAAUCAGGACUAAGGGUAGUCCUGAGCUUGCAUUACCUGCUUGGUUUUCUCGUGAUGCAUCACUGGAACUCCUUUAGCUUAACCAUUAGAAGAUGGAAGUGAAGAAACUCCUACCCUGUAAUCUUUUGCCUGUGCAGUAUAUAUGUAUUCCCUUUUCAUUUC